AUGAACUUCGAUCCAGAGGAUAUCUUUGACACCGACAAAUCCUAUAUGAAACAUGAAGCCAGGAAUUAUACGAAGCACACAGACGAAACAUACUGCUAUGCCAGUUUCCAUGCUAAUAUUACUGAACAUCAGUUUGUUGUCAAUAGAAUGUCGGACUGUGCUUCCACAUUCAGAGGUAAAAUCAAAGCUGGAACCCUGAAUGGGAAAGUUCCGGAGACAUUGAAAAAGAACAAGUGCUAUUAUCAACACAAUUGGAUUAUCUGCGUUUGUAGUGUAACUUACUGCAAUUCUCCGCAAUAUUGGACGUUGAUGCUUGCUAGGUUUGCACAUGACAAGGCACCGAAAACUCGUCUCGAACCUAGAGCUUUUGAAGAUGCAAAGACUGUUGCAAAGAUGGCGAAUGUUUCGUUACAAGUGAAUCAAAAUGUGAAAUCAGAGUAUCGGGAUAACUUGAGGUGUUUGGUAUGGCUUGCGGAUACUGUUAACCAAGCGGAAGAAAAUCCACCAUUCUAUCUGUACAACUACAUCACCACUGUUCACCGAUCUCCCCCUCUCGCCGAUGCUCUUGCUAAUGCUCCGGUUUUAAGAAAAGAUCGAGACUGGGGAACCAUUGAUAAUCACACAUUGACACAACUACAUAUGAAUCUGAAGGAACCAUUCAAAGAUGGAACUCAUGAGACUGACCGGGACUACAAAACCUAUCCACAUGAGUUGGCACAAGACGAUGAGAAUGCACAAAAUGCUCUGUAUAUCAUAGCUGCUGGAACAGUCUGGUGGUUGGUUGCACUCAUUGGCACUAUUGUUUUCCUAAUCAAGAUUUGUCGCAGAGCACAAGAUCAUUCACAGUUCCCUCGGAUCAAUGACGUGUAUUGCCAUCGCAGAUACGAAAGAUGCUUCAAAUCUCCAACACUGCCGAAGGAAUUCGAGAAAGUUCGACGUUGCGAUUUCAAGAAGAAGGAAGCAGGGGCUUCUAUCAAGUAG
Messenger RNA from Caenorhabditis briggsae, 981 nucleotides. NCBI's taxonomy places the organism in Eukaryota, Metazoa, Nematoda, Chromadorea, Rhabditida, Rhabditidae. The transcript has 5 exons. The record is from RefSeq and is a predicted model, not a curated record. The coding region runs from base 1 to 981 and encodes 326 amino acids.